UUUGCACCUUACAGCGCGCUCGUUUGGAGUGUGCUCGACGUUUCAGUAUUUUUUAAGAUGGCUAGUCCGAGGACCCGGAGGGUUUUGAUGGAUGUUAAGAAAGUUAACGCUAACCACCUGUGCUUUGAAUGCGGGUCCCCUAAUCCUCAAUGGGCUAGCGUAACCUACGGUAUAUGGAUAUGCUUAGAGUGUUCUGGGAAACACCGGGGAUUAGGUGUUCAUUUGAGUUUUGUUCGUUCAAUUAACAUGGAUAAAUGGAAAGAACUGGAGUUAGAGAAAAUGAAAGUCGGUGGCAACAAACAUGCUAAGGAGUUCUUCGCUUCACAACCAGACUAUAGACCUCAGUGGACUCUUCAAGAAAAGUAUAAUAGCAGAGCUGCCGCUCUGUUAAGAGAUAAGAUAGCUACUGAAGCGUCCGGUAGAACGUGGAGUGAAGAAACUUCUAGUGUCUGUAAUACGCGUACCAGUAUAAGCCACGUGAAAACAACGAGUGAUCUGCCAUCUUUAUCUUCAGAUAAAUCAAGCUCAAAUAACUUUCGUAAAGACCACCAGACUUCUGCAUAUAAUUCUGGACCUAACAGAAUGCCCAAUUGCCAUUCAGAUUUAGAAUCCUGGUUAAAAGACACAAGUUUAUCAGAAGAGCGUAGUUCUUCUAAAGAAAUUCCAGAUUGGGCUAAUUCUAGGUCGACGAAUAGCAUGGGCUACGAUAGUUCUUCGGCUAGGCACUAUUCACUGGUACCUGAGAGUAGUAAUGAUGCCUCCACAUGGCAAUCAGGUUGGGCUAUGUUCAGUCAGGUGGCUUCCGCAGCUGCUAGGCGUACAAGUGAAUUAGCUUCUCAGGCUACUCAAAAAACCAAAGAAAUAACACAUUCUGUUCACGAGAAAGUUAAAGAUAGCAAUAUUUUGGAUUCGUUGUCAAAAGGUGUUGACACUGUAGCAACUAAGUUACAAACAGUCAAGACUCAAGGGAUUCGAAGUUUUGAGUCAUAUUGGACUUGUAACCCACAGUCGGACUUGUCCACUGGGAACUCUGAAAAGUCCUAUGGGUCCACUCGUUUUGGUUCACGUGAGCAAGAUUUAUCUAAUUCAGAUCUACAGCGUUCAGCCGAUUCGUCGUAUAAUAGAAUUGAAAACAAAGAAGCCUUCUUUUCGGAUGCAAAAUGGACUUCUAGUGAAAAUUGUGGCUGGGAUUUAAGCAAUGAUCAAGAUUGGGGGUCAGUUGAUAAUUGGUCGACUGUAUCGCCAACAUCAUCUGAUCAGUCAGUCAUGCGACGUGAUUCAAAAUUCACUGCUGCCGGAUGCAAUCGAAGUAGAAAGAAUUCCUAAAUUGCCAAAUUGUCAUUGAGUGCUUACUUCUCGUUCUUGUCUUCUUUUCUAUAUUACUGUGGUGCACAAAGGUGGUCGUAUUAAAAUUGUAUGUGUGUGUGUGUGUGUUGAUUUUCCUAUCGACACACUCUCUACACUAACCAGGUGAAUGACUUUCUUCUUGCUUUUGUUUAUACUACUUUACAUCUCUUUUUGAAAAUUUUAUUUACUAUCAUUUCUGCUAAAUCUCACACUUAAAAAGAAAACUAAUCCCUCCCUUUUUUUAAAGUUUGUAUAAUUCGAUUGACUUCUUCAAGUGAUCGAUCGAUCAAGUUUUGUCGUUUUUUUGGUAUGCUUAAAUUUUUCUCUCCCUGUCGGUAUGACGAUAUUAUCGACGCCGGCGCUGAUUAUGAUUGUGAUAUGUGCAUAUAUCUAAACCCGUAGUGAUUCUCCUCUUUGUUUAUCUUUCACAAUUUCUAUCUUUCUAUGGGUUGGUUAUUUAUUUUGGCCGGUAAAGUCAAAAACAGUUGGUUGGUGAUUUUUCUCUGCAGUGCAUGUGUUUAUUUAGUAACAUUUAUUGGUAGUUUGUGGCAGUAUAGUAUUAUAGGGUGAGAUUUCUUUUUAUUCACAAUUUGAAUAUCUCUUUUAUGCUUUAUUAUGUUAUAUUAUAUAUCUGUGGUGACAUUUUUCAAAGAGACAAAGAGCUCCCAGUGCUAUAUAUAUAUAUAUA
Trichobilharzia szidati is the source of this 2035-nucleotide messenger RNA. Lineage: Eukaryota; Metazoa; Platyhelminthes; Trematoda; Strigeidida; Schistosomatidae. The record is from the annotation of a GenBank genome assembly.